Messenger RNA from Chaetomium fimeti, 512 nucleotides. RefSeq lists its product as uncharacterized. The coding region runs from base 160 to 453 and encodes 97 amino acids. The transcript has a single exon. The record is from RefSeq and is a predicted model, not a curated record. NCBI's taxonomy places the organism in Eukaryota, Fungi, Ascomycota, Sordariomycetes, Sordariales, Chaetomiaceae.
ACACGCUUUACUAAAGCGUUACAUAUGGGACACGGGAUUGGCAUUCAUGGCUAUGCGGGAUACCCUAUAGACGGCUUACUGGAUUUGGUGGUUUCGCACAUGGGAGGGAGGAUACAGCGAUUUAAUGGAUCUCGGGAAGGGUGACUGGUUGUGGCAGCCAUGACCUUACUAUUUUCGGGUUUUUCAUCUUCUAGCUGGUGCUUGAUUUCACUUGGCUUCUGGGUUGGCGGCGUACGGCGAGGUUCCCGAAGGAACGCUUCCUUCGGUCAUGGCGGGGAACAUAAAACUGGUUCACAUAUUCUAAUGAAAUUGAGGCACGGAUUCAUCCUCACCUGCACAAGUUUUCCAUACCUGACAUUGCACGCGUUCUUACACGUUUAUCAGUUUAUCAGAUAUACUCGCCUUCCUUCUGAACUCUUGCAUUUACCUCAGACCACUAUGAAGGUAGGGUGAGAACACUGCUAAUAAAAAGGCAAGCUCAGAACACCAAGCCAGUGGGACCAGGUAAGAAU